Molecule: messenger RNA, 8117 nt
Organism: Osmia bicornis bicornis
Lineage: Eukaryota; Metazoa; Arthropoda; Insecta; Hymenoptera; Megachilidae
Exons: 5
Coding region: 335-1801 (488 amino acids)
Molecular function (GO): protein binding
Source: RefSeq, a predicted model, not a curated record
GUCCGUUUAGAGCGGCGUCGUGACGCGUCGGUACGCCAGUGCACCGCGUACCACGAACCGGUCAACUCACCUUUCAAUCACCGUUCGUUCGCCCGACCUACGCGUUCGCUCUGCUCGUGUUUACCUCUCAUUGACGAACCUCGAAGCGAAGCGUCGGGAACAAGGAGAAUAGAAUCCUUCAGUUUACGGCAGAUCGGAAGAGUGCCGUGUAACAGAUAAUCGUUCCCAUCGUCCAGCCUGCAAUAAGAGUAUCAGUUAAGGAAAAGCGUCGGAAAGCGUCGGGACGUCGGGCAAUCGUGGACCAUCGGUUUAGCUGUGCCCUCGAGAUGCGGUGAUGGCUCUGCUGUACAGAUUCGCGCAGCUGCCUGACAGCAGUGGCACGCGGGUCUUCUCGUUCGUCGUCACCAGGAGCGUGGUACGCGAUCCCGAAAGAGACGUCACCAGCAAAGAGCUCGUCUGCGGAUUCCAACGAUGGUCGGUCGCGUUUUCGCGUGGAAACAAGGUGUUAGGCGCAUACCUAGUAUGGCGGGGAGCCUCGAGGAACCUGCGGGUCUACGUGGACUUCACGUUCACGCUGUUGAACCGGGAACACUUCUCGAUGAACGAGGGUUUCUCGGGCAAACGCGUGAAAUUCACGUACGAGGCGCCUGCACAGGGCAACCGGAACUACAUCCCAGUGUCGGACCUCUACAGUCGCAACUUUGCCGACACGAACGGAGAGUUCCAGCUGGAACUAUCCAUGUCAAACGUGCGGACGGUGUACAUGACCGAGCUUAAGAUGGCCACCAGCACGUUCCCGGCGGGACAAUCGAAGCCGAACAAAUUGGAGAGCGAUUACUUCGCCUUCGGGGGUUUCGAUUGGAAUCUGGUCAUUUAUCCGUACGGGAACAAGGAGCCGGAGGGUUACCGCGGUCACGACAGCGGCGUCAGCGUUUACCUGAUGAGGUUAACCGGGUUCGAUCAUCGUUGCCGUGUUAGAUACAGCGUUGCGCUGGGCGAAGGGGAUCGCAGGAUCGAUUCCGGACAGAUCGAGGACCUGUCCGACGCGGAAGGAUGCGGCUUCGGCUGGCAUCCGAGGGUCAGGUGGUCGGAGAUCGCGCACAAAGGCGUGGUACGACUGUCUCUGGAGAUGGUCGAGGCUAGAACCAUCUGCGAGAUUGCGGUCCAGGCACGCGGACCCUCUGUCCUACCCGCGACACCGUGCUACGACCGGGAUAAACAGGCUUGGACCAUCCGCGCUGAUCUCCACUCGGACACUGUCAGGCUGCAUUUGGUCUACAAGGACAUUCACAACGUCCCGAGGAACCAUUUGAGGUACGUUAGCUGGUCCGCGUACCUCCUACGAGACGAGGACCCGAAGACAGCUGCGAUCAGCUUACCGGGUGGUCCGUUCAGCCGCUACUACGCUCAGGAGUCCGCGGACGAGGGCAUAAUCAUGGAGACGAAUCUGGACACGAACGAGGUGAAGGAAAAUCACUGUCCCUUUUUAACGGACAAGGGUCAGCUGAGGAUCCGGCUCGAGUGGAACGAGAGCCACUUGCUGUUCCAGGCUACCUACCACAAAUACGACGACGUAUGCCGGAUCCACAAUCAACAGAUGAGACGCGAGAUAGCCUCGCUUCAGGCAGAGAAUUACAGCCUUGAGAGGCAGCUGUUCAGUUACCAGAAGAGCCUGGCGUACGCUCAAGCGCAACAGCAACAGCAACAACAACAGCAACAACAACAGAACCAACAGCAUCACAGUGGUCAUCAGCAGGCUCACCUGGAACGUUCCGCGUCCACAGACACCGAAUACGCCUGACAAGUGGAACAGAUGCAGGCUAUCGAGCAGCCGGCUACCGGUUGCAGGCGACAAUUACCGACCGUUCAGGAGAACGACCAUCGGGUCCAUCAGAACCUGGUCAGGAUGAUGGACCGACGGCUGAGCAACGUCCAACUGCAACAACACCUCUACGAACCGGACGCGACAGCGUGCUCGCCGAGGCAGAGCGUCGAUCAGUCCCAGGAACAUCGUCGCAGUAUCGUCCAGCAACCGAAGUCGGCCCGUUCCAGCGUCGGCAGGUCGGACAGCGGAUCGGAUCGUGGGAACGAUCGUUACUCGGCCGCAUAUUAUUUGGGGUACGUCGGUCAGGAAGCGCACAAAAGACGUAGGACCACUUUCUGGGAGACCCUGACGGGUCUUGUCUGCUCAUUGGGCGCUUUGGCUUCCAGGGCUGCCAAGAUGGCCACCAGACGGGGCGAGCCUCUUUGAAGAAUACGCCUUCGUUAAAGGACCACCGGACGAUAAUUGGCUGCGAAAACGGGCACUGGGAACGCGGCGAGAAUUGUGAUGUAAUGUGACACAGAUGUCGAGCAACACAGACACGAACGGUGAAGGAUACGCGGAUGUGACUUUGUGCUUUCAUUUUCCACUCGUCAUCUCGCUUAGAGAGCGAAAAGAAAGAGGAAUGACGUCGAGAUUUUUUUGAUGUUUCCGUGGCUAGCACGAUUCGUCCAUAAAUCAAAGAAGAGUUUUCCAUUAGAAAGGAGGACAAAAGCGUUCCUUUCCUCCUUGGCCCAGCACUGUGAUCGGGCUUGCCGAUCAACUCGACAAUACGGAAGAGGCAAAGAGGGACGUCGAAAACACCUACGACGAGGAAAAAAGAGAAAAUGAUGAAUCCUAUUGUACCAAGAUGGUUACGCUAGCGCAACAACGCCGAAUCGAUCACUUUCGUCCAUUUUUCGUCGAUAAAGUAAGAAAAGAGAGAGAAAGAAAAGGGACACAUGUCUCGUCCGCUUUUUGACUAGAAACGACCAGAUGAUUCGAACGGAAGAGAUUCGGCUGAAAAGAACCAAACGUAGCCAAUUAGAAGCUGACGUUAAUAAUUAUUCGUCAUAACGAUGAUCAAACUCAACACAAACACGUUAAAUUUGGAAAAUCAAUGGGAAUAUUAAGAAAGGGAUCUUCUCCCUGGAUUCCAUUCCUUCAUUGUUGUCCAUGCAAACACAAUUCUAUCUACUUGUCAAUUUUACUAAGAGAACUACAGGAGCAGAACAAAAGCUAUUUUCACUCUAAAGACUUGUUUUUCACCUAUCGUCUGCGACUUCUUUGAUAAAAUAAAGGAAUCCGUGAGCGGUGUAGCCACCGUUGUCGUGUAACAGCGUAUAAUUAUGGUAGAGUUACUCGUGAUCGAGUACAGAUAAUAACUUUUAGAGUACAGUCGGUGUUACGUAAACGAAAUUAGGGGAACGAAGGGACUCGAUCGAAGAGGACGUUCGCGUUCGUACUAGAAAACGACCAUCGGCUUUCGUCGUGAUAAGUCGAACAAAAGACCAGGGUAAAAUAAAAAUACGAACGUUGAUCAUCGUACAGAGGGUUCGUUCGUAUCUCGAGGAAACUUUAGAUUUAUUUAUUUAUCGAUAGAAUUCUAAAUCAAUUUUAAAUCGAUACUCUGAACUGUCGAGAAUAAUUCAAGGGAUAAGAGAUCCUUAUUCCCUAUCGUUCUCAGUUUCCGACACAGAAUUCUAAACUUUUCCUGCUGUUUAAAAAUGCAGAUGUCCUUUCCGUGGAAACUUUUUCUUUCGACGCAGAGUUAAAGAUUUCCAUAACAAAAUCUUUGUUGUUUCAUAACUUGCAAAGUUCAGGAACCGUUGGUAUCUUUAUAAGUUUAAGUACUUUUACUGGAAAACAAGAGACACCUUGGUGCUUUAUUUUUCAACAAUUACAACUUCCUCGAAGCGUUAAAAGCAAUUAGAACUCUCAUCGUUAACCUUCGAUCCCCUCGACCUCGCGUUUCAAAGCUUCGUACUGUCUCCUUUCUCCGUUUCUGUAUAAUUGUACCUGCGAACGGCGUUGCAUAUUGAAACACGUGUUCACAUCUGUUACAAAUCGGUUGCGGACGCGAUCGAUACGGCAGCUCCUCGUCAUUUCACAUCGUAUACACGUAUAACGAAUCACCAGGAAUCGUGUACACUCGGGUGCAACGUAGGCUUUUCUUGCUUUCGAUCUUGAGAGAAUCGAGGAGAGACAACUCUGGUACAUACAUUUCUUUUUAAUACAUUGACUGCCAACUAUUGAAAAUGGAAUGUUUAAUUUAAGAAAUGAAAUGAUUAUACUUUGAAUAAUUGAAAUUAUAUAUACAAUGGCAGUCAAUGUACCAACCAGGAAAAGCCCAUUUGCAUGCAACCAUAACACACAGGUGCUGGACCUCGUUUGUACACACUCGACGCCUAAUUAAAAGCACCGAUAGGAUUUCCUUUAAAAUGGGCUGCAAAAAUAUUCGGGCACCGAUUAAAACAGAAUGCCUCGUUUAAAAUUGGACCAAAUGACUUGAGAUUUUUUGAGAAGCUAUACAAAUUAAUUUACUAAUAUAUGUGUUUUUGUCGUUUUAAAAAAUUACAAUUUAUAUCAACGCGAACGCUCGAACGAUUAAAUACAAUUGCUUGAAAUAAUUAUCUCUAUCACCGUAGAAAAUCGGGUAUCGGUGCUUUUAAUUCGCGACACGGUAAAAGACACAUCUCGUGAAAGUUGUAUCCCUCCUCUGAAGUAGCGGAGUCUGUAUACUUUGUAUAUAAUUGUACUAAAACUGUUGACGAUUUAAAGAAAGAGAAUUACAAGAGUUGUGCCUAUAUGAUAUGCGCGAAGCUAAAGAAGGAUUUCAAAGAGGAUCGUACGAUCGAGAUUCCAUUCCGUCGAACGGCACCGUUCGUAAUUUCGUGUAAUUCGCGUUAUCGUUUCUGCUCUAAUUGUCGCCACAAUAUCAGCGUACAUUGCAAUUUUUUACCUCGCCUGGUAAUUCCCGUUCUAAACGAGCUUCGUUAACGAGUUGAGGAAAAAAAGAAAAAAAAAUGGUGUUUCGCAGGUUUAACGAUAUUCUAAUCGUUAGUCAUAUGUAGGUCAAGCUUAGCGCAACUGAUAAGGAGUGACACGUAGACAUAACUAGAUCCGCGACUGAUAAAAGCGACAAACAAGCGAUCGUAAUUAUCAUCCAGUGUCUGCUCGUCUACGAAUCACGAUGGAAGUUUAUAAUUUUCUUUCUUUCUUCGACAGCAAAACUCCUCUUAUUUUACUUAUUUCUUGGCGACAAGGAACAGCAACAAAGUUUCUUCGUGUCCGUAUAAAAAAAAAUAAAAAAAAAAUGAAUGAAAUGAUAAAGGGAAAUAAGCAAAGACGAUCAUGCGAUCCUCGAUGAUCUACGUGUACGUUUCUGUAACGUGAUAGAGAAAAAAAAAAAAAAAAAUAGGGGAAACGAUCUCUCGUGCAGCGCACGCGUUUUCCAAAAUGUAUCCUCGAUUCAAAAGUUUCUUAUCUUAUACAGUGGUAUAAUAUAUAAAAGGACCACCGACGGAAACGAGCGCCGUCGACGUCGAUGCGUCUGCGAAAAGCUUGUCAGAAUCUUCGCCUAACCGACCCCUCGUUCCUCGACUCGUCGACGGUGAACGGGCGGAAAUGAAAUGAUGCGACAAUACGUUCACAAGAUCGUCGAGGCGAAGUUCGAGGAUCUUAACGGCGGCAAGAAUCGAUCGUAUCCUAAUAAUGUCAUUGUAUUGUUGUGUAAUUUGUCAGAUUUUAUCGAUCGUGUAAUUCGCGAACAAUGCGAACUUGUACGAGUGUCCCGUGAGUUCGCCGAUUUCACCCUUUCCCUGUUUCACAAGAGACUAGCGACGUACAGGCAUCUCUCGUGUAUCCCUACUUGCCGGUCUUACUCCCCUGUUCCAAGGUGUAUUCGAUCCAGAAUUUUCUAACGAAAACGCUUACGACAGGCGUGACAGCAGCUCUGACAAUCGCACGUAAACCCGAUCGAAGGGUGAAUCCUUCGCGUCCGUCAGCGUUGACCAUUUUUCAGAUUCCGCUUUGGGGUCUAAUUGAUGUUCAAGCGCCGAAUAAACGUCGCGCAAUACUUGCGAGAAAAUUUGAAAAAGCAUACUGGGAUGUUCUGAGAGAAUGUAAAAGAAAAAAAAAAAACAUUUUGACGUCCAUUGAAGUAGGUAGAAUAUCCAGUGCUCGAACGUUUCGAAUACAUGUACAACGUCCAAUAACCGGAUGGCUUGGAUACCUUGGAUAUCUCAGUCCGUGUUGAGAUAUUUCAGCUUGAAACGGUAUGCAAUUUUCAAACCCUGCAGUGACCUGAAAUAUCCGAUAGCCACGUUUCCCAUGCGGCUGAAAUAUUCGAUACGAAACGAAGAGUACUUCGUUUAGCGGGCAUUCUUCGAAUUCUACGUGAAUUUUUCUUCCGUUCUGACCUGUUCGAAUAUGUUCGAGAAUAAUAUCUCGGAGCGUUCGAGCAUGGUAGAAAUUAAAGAAAUUCCUUUCUCGUCUCUAGUUUUGGCGACGUUUAACAAGGCGGUGGGUUUUCAAAGUCCUCGUGCCCGUGAUUCGGUUCGGCACACUUCAGUCAAUUAAAUUCACUAUCACGAGGACCGAGCGCGGGCAUCGUCGUCGAGGAGCAAGCCGAACACGAAGCGGAAUACGUAUAUGUAGAUUUACAUAUAUAGAUUUGGAAUUUAUCAAGCAGAGACCAGCGUGUCAGUCGGGUCAAGGAGUCCUCGUCCUUGAUUCUCUCUCCUCUAUUUCUUUUUCCCCCAUAUCUCUUAUUAUCUGUAUUUCCACGAUCGUCAUUGAUUCGCGUAACGUGCAAUUAAAAGACCAUUCGUUGUCUUGCGUCAGUCCGGGCAAGCAUCGAUUGACCUCCGUAAACGUUGAUAAGUUAAUCCUGAUGAAAUAGUAUCUAACUAAAGUAAUAAUUCCAGCUUGGAAAUUCAUCCAGAUAGUUUAUAGAAAGUUUGAAGAAUUUUCACGCGACGAUAAAACGGCGCGCUUUCGUUCGAUUAUGUAAAUAUCAGACAUUGGCCUCUCGCCAUUUCGGUGCCAGCAACGAUAUUGCUCCUGCUCCAACCUCGCAUAAUUAAUUUUUGUCCAUCGAUAUUCCAGGAGUGUAACUCUUUUCGAGCCGGGGUAGAACGUUAAUAUCGCGCUCGGCUGCAGGUUAUCGGUUUUUCCUUAAAAACGGGAUAUGAAAUAUGAAAAGAUAUAGCGUCGUAUAUUCGUCAUCGAGCCCGGCAGAAUUCCCUCAGAAAAUUCGUCUCAUAAAACGUGGAUAUACCGAACGAAUUAACAUUAAAUUUGUCGAAUUCAACUUUCAUCCCCUCUUUCUUGCAGCGAGUAAUAAUUGAGUUAUUUAUCUAAUUUUAUCUCCUUCGUCGCCACCAUCGUACUGUAAUCCCUGUUCCUAAGAUCCUAUCUCAUUGGAUACUGGGGUACCACAAAAUUAUGAUACGACCCGACAUGGCAGUGGUGAAACUAAUAUCGAGACAGAAUCUAUCAAUUCUGAAAGAAACGAACGUCGUGCACGCUGACGGACGGUGACGCCAUAAAACAAAUAUCGAUUCUCUUAGGUCAAUUUCGUGAUAAGGACCGUUCACGAAUCGCGAUCGUCUGCGAAACGAUUUACAAACUCGAUCGCACCUAUGUAUUUCCUUGCUCCUCCAUGCAGGAGCGAAGGUCACGUUUUUUCUUAUCGACGGAACUUCCCUCGUUCGCGAUGCACCCCAAUCGUCGCGUUCCUCGUGCCAUUUUAUCGUCAUCCUUUUCUUUGCUGACUGCACGCUUUAAGAACAAAGAAAGAUACAUAUUUUUUUUUUUUUCAGUCACGAACAGGUUUAACGGCAAACGAUAAGUUGAAAUAUAUGCAUACACGCGUAACGACGUUGGUAGAGCACGUGCAUUUAUAUUUUGUGACGAUAAUGUCAGGAACUUACGAUAUGUAUGUGUUAUAAUGAUUGUAUUUAGUUUCGAACGGUAAUUGAUGGCACGACGACAAGAGGGAAUCGACACGAUCUAGUCGAACGAGCGUUUCCUUUUUCAGCUUCUAAAUCCUCGUCCGACUCUUUUUCGAUUCAAUGUAUGUUCGUACUUUUUACGCACGAUGUAAACGCACCUAUUUACGCAGCAACCUUUUUUCAUUCCGUGUGAUCUAUUUAACAGAAAAGAAGAAAAAAGAAAACGUUAAAAAAAAAAUAAUCAUAAUGAUGCAAACGCAAAACCGUCACAUGUUUCUCAGAAUUUUGAGACGUAUACUAAUGUACUUAAACCAUCUGUGAGUCUGCCUCGUCUUUUAUAAAGUUCUUGCUAUAUUCAA